Messenger RNA from Anas platyrhynchos (mallard), 7172 nucleotides. It is a transcript of the gene INPP4A, whose product is annotated as inositol polyphosphate-4-phosphatase type I A. The record is from RefSeq and is a predicted model, not a curated record. Gene Ontology annotation, molecular function: phosphatidylinositol-3,4-bisphosphate 4-phosphatase activity. Lineage: Eukaryota; Metazoa; Chordata; Aves; Anseriformes; Anatidae. Gene Ontology annotation, cellular component: cytoplasm.
AUCUGCUCUGAGUCACUGCUAUGACUCACGCUGACAGCGUUCACGUUUGCUAGCGUGCAGAUGGAGCAGCUCUGGCACCGGGAGAGGCAGGUUGCAUUAUUGAUUACCUGCUGCAGCAGACGCUUGCGCCAAGGCUUUUUUUUAUGAGCGCAGACGAAACGCAGCGGGCUCUACUGAACACGGCCAUCGUUACUGCUUGCUUAAAGAUGUGGACUUAACCAAUGUUAUGACAUGCAAAAUCCCUCCGCACAUGAGGAAAAGAGCCCUCUUCACGGUAAUGUUAGAGGAAUAGCACUUGGAGACAACCUGCUGCACUCUGCUGCUCCAUAAGACAAACACCAGUAAAGCAAAGCAGCAAGAAAAGAAGGGUUCUUCAUGAAAAAAUGACAGCAAGAGAACACAGUCCCCGCCAUGGUGCAAAGUCCCGCACCGUGCAACGGGCCUCCACCAUUGAUGUCACCUCAGACAUGGUAGGCCUCUCUCUAGCAGGAAAUAUUCAGGAUCCAGAUGAGCCGAUAUUAGAGUUCAGUUUAGCUUGCAGUGAGCUGCUAACUCCAUCACUAGACCGAAAACCAAAUAGUUUUGUAGCAGUGAGUGUAACUACACCUCCUCAGGCAUUCUGGACGAAGCAUGCACAGACAGAAAUUAUUGAGGGAACAAGUAAUCCUAUAUUUCUAAGCAGCAUUGCCUUUUUCCAAGACUCUCUUAUCAAUCAAAUGACACAAAUCAAACUCUCCGUGUAUGACGUCAAAGAUAGAUCUCAGGGAACAAUGUAUCUGUUGGGUUCUGGGAUGUUCACUGUAAAAGAGCUUCUUCAGGAGAAGAAUCACAGGUUGCACUUAACACUAAGGUCCACCUCCAAAAAAAUUUCAACGCAGAGUGUUUGUUGCAGGUCUGCUGAAAGUGACCGCGUAGGUAACAUUACAGUUAUUGGAUGGCAAAUGGAGGAAAAAACUGACCAAAGGCCUCCAGUGACAAGGUCACCUGAUACAAUUAAUGGAAGGACUGUGUUACCAGUUGACGAAAGUUUAACAGAAUCUUUAGGAAUCAGAUCCAAAUAUGCUUCAUUACGGAAAGAUGCACUACUGAAAUCUGUGUUUGGUGGCGCCAUUUGCCGGAUGUAUCGCUUCCCCACCACCGAUGGAAACCACCUGAGAAUCUUGGAGCAAAUGGCUGAGAGCGUGCUGUCGCUGCACAUACCCAGGCAGUUCGUGAAGCUUCUUCUAGAAGAGGAUGCAGCAAGGGUCUGUGAACUAGAAGAACUGGGAGAACUGUCUCCAUGUUGGGAAAGCCUUCGUCGACAGAUAGUAACUCAGUACCAAACGAUUAUUUUAACUUAUCAGGAAAAUUUAACUGACCUGCAUCAGUAUAAAGGUCCUUCAUUUAAAGCCAGUAGCUUGAAAGCUGAUAAAAAAUUGGAAUUUGUUCCCACGAAUUUACAUAUACAGAGAAUGAGAGUCCAGGAUGAUGGAGGAUCAGAUCAGAACUACGACAUAGUCACCAUAGGAGCACCAGCAGCUCACUGUCAAGGCUUCAAAUCAGGUGGCCUGCGGAAAAAGCUUCAUAAAUUUGAAGAGGCAAAGAAACACAGUUAUGAGGAGUGUUGCACUUCAACAAGUUCCCAGUCUAUAAUAUACAUCCCACAGGACAUUGUUAGAGCAAAGGAAAUUAUUGCACAAAUCAACACCCUGAAAACUCAAGUCAGCUACUAUGCAGAAAGGCUCUCAAGAGCUGCCAAGGACAGAUCAGCUAAUGGCCUUGAAAGAACACUUGCCAUCCUGGCAGAUAAGACGCGGCAACUCGUCACAGUCUGUGACUGCAAAUUGUUGGCAAAUUCAAUACAUGGACUGAAUGCUGCAAGGCCAGAUUAUAUAGCUUCAAAGGCAUCCCCAACCUCUGGAGAAGGGGAACAAGUGAUGCUGAGGAAUGAUCAAGAUACACUUGUGGCCAGAUGGACAGGAAGAAAUAGCCGAUCUUCUCUGCAGGUGGAUUGGCAUGAAGAGGAAUGGGAGAAAGUUUGGUUGAAUGUUGACAAAAGUCUGGAGUGUAUUAUACAGAGAGUGGACAAACUUCUCCAGAAAGAGCGCUUGCAAAGUGACAGCUGUGAAGAUGUUUUCCAGUGCGACAUCAGCUGUACUAGUAAGAAAGGUAAUCGUGACACUCGUGCCUACUGGAUAAAUCCAGAAGAUUUAAAUGAGAGCUCAUCAUCCUCACCACCACCAUCAUCAUCCUCACCACCACCAUCAUCAUCCUCACCACCACCAUCAUCCACACCAUCCUGUGCAUGCCAUUCUCUCACAAAGACAAAUUGCAGCCCCGCUCCGGAAGAAUCUGGCCCAGGUGAAUGGAGCGAAGCUCUUUAUCCCUUGCUGACAACACUCACAGACUGCGUGGCCAUGAUGAGUGACAAGGCAAAGAAAGCCAUGGUCUUUUUAUUAAUGCAGGACAGUGCUCCAACAAUAGGGCUCUGCCUGAGUCUUCAGUAUCGCAGGGAUGUUGUCUUCUGCCAAACUCUGACAGCUCUCAUUUGUGGAUUCAUUAUCAAGCUGAGGAACUGUCUGCAUGAUGAUGGAUUUCUAAGACAACUCUACACCAUUGGCUUGCUGGCGCAGUUUGAGAGCCUGCUGAGCACUUAUGGUGAGGAGCUGGCAAUGCUGGAGGACAUGAGUUUGGGAAUCAUGGACUUGAGGAAUGUAACCUUUAAAGUAACUCAGGCAACAUCAAGUACAUCUACUGACAUGCUGCCAGUCAUCACUGGAAAUCGUGAUGGAUUUAACGUGAGGAUCCCUUUGCCAAGCGCCUUGUUUGAUUUACUGCCGCGAGAGAUUCAAAGUGGCAUGUUACUGAGGGUUCAGCCUGUUCUUUUCAACGUGGGGAUCAAUGAGCAGCAAACCCUAGCAGAGAAGUUUGGAGACACCUCACUGCAAGAAGUAAUUAACAUGGAAAGCUUAGUGCGGUUGAAUUCGUAUUUUGAGCAGUUCAAGGAAGUUUUGCCUGAUGAUUGUCUACCUCGAUCUCGUAGUCAGACGUGCCUGCCUGAACUGUUAAGAUUUCUGGGACAAAAUGUACAUGCAAGGAAAAAUAAGAAUGUUGAUAUCCUUUGGCAAGCUGCUGAGAUAUGCCGCAGACUAAAUGGUGUUCGGUUUACAAGCUGUAAAAGUGCCAAGGAUAGGACUGCCAUGUCGGUCACCCUGGAGCAGUGUCUGAUCCUACAGCAUGAACAUGGAAUGGCCCCACAGGUCUUCACCCAGGCUCUGGAGUGUAUGAGGAGCAUUGGAACACGGGAGGUAGUCACCCAGAAGAACUUGAGUGGCUUGGUGCCCAUCCGAGAUUUCAGACUAGAUCCCAGCCUCCUCUACUCUAUUCCUUUACUAGCUCUCAGCCCCAAUUUACUGAUUGUGUGGCUGUUCCUGAGCAUAGCAUACCUGGUGGCCAGAUUACGUUGCAAGUGAAGAUAAGGUUAAAAUAAAAACAAAAACAAAACAACAACAAAAAAAAAUACCGCUUGAAUGUGUAUUGCCACUUGGUACCUGCUGGACAAAGGAAUGUGUCAUAGCAUUGUCUGCCAAGAAUUAUUAUUAUGCCUUACAAUUUUACGUUUCUAUUGUACUAAACUGUAAAUAUACAUCAAAUUAUUUUAUCAAAAAGAAUUGUAUUGAAACUUUAAAUUAUUGUUCUGCUUUCAGUGCUUGUAACAUAGUCUGACAUUUGGCCUGUUACCUCGUUACUUUAGCCGGCCUGAAGAUCUCUUACCAAAUAUAGUUUUGUGUUAUUUGUUUCAUGUAUUCCAGAGAAAGGAACUCUGAAAAAAAAAUAUUUGUAUCUUUUGUAUAUCAAAGGUGUAUGCUAAUCUUGCCUUUCAUUUUUACGAGGUACGAAGAGAAAAAUAAAAAUAUGGGUGGGGUUUAUAAGAAAUUAUAAGACAUUUAUUUAAAGAAAUAAACAAAUUUCUACCUUCAUUUCAAAGCAUAAUAGCCAAAUUACAUUAUUAUUAUACAGUUUGUAGAACCAUAGUCUUGUUCCUUUCUCAUGGUUAAGUAUGUGCCAGUAGACUAGUGUACCCACUCCAAAUGCAACUUGCGGUGCGCUGCAUGCAGAAUUACUCCAUUAUAUUUGUAGAUCUGCGUUUUGUAAUGUAUUAAAGACACAAUGACUUGUGGUUAGGGAGAGUAUGUAAUCGGCAGAGCCUGCUAAUGAUCCAUUAUCAGUUUCAGGUGCUUUGUUGUAUAACUCACUCUGGAACAGGGUCAUUGUCAUCCUGCUGAAGUUAGUCUUCAGUAUUUCAGGCGAGAAAAUGAAGCUAUUAAUUAGCUCCUGCAUUUAGGUGGGUUCUAGGUUUUCCAUCGGGCUUUGUGUUAAUGACACUAGGCUGGAAUAUUAUUGUUAUUUUCACUGUUAAGUGUUGGACAGCUUUAAUAAAUUAUGAUGUUGAUAGGCGGUGACUUAGAGAUAAAUGAAUUAUGGUAAGUUCACAGUUUAUGUAAGUGGUGAUACUAAAGAAACUUACCCAGCUUAGUCAUGCAGAACGAUGGUAGAAGAAAUUUGAUCACCAUUUAUAUCUAACACCAACGUGGCAGAUGCCUGUUUAAAUUGAAGGGUUUUGUUGAUGUAGUGGUCUGGAAGAGCUUGUCAAUAGCAAUAGUUCAUCAAAAAUCUAACCUCAUUUAACAUAGUUUGCUAAUUUCAUAAAGGGAUUUACUUUGCUUGGUGCCUGAGACGACAGAAAAUUGGGCUUGAUGACUUGAGAAGAACUCUUGUAGUACUGUGAUUUCUGAUUUCUACUAUUACUGACUCGCUCAGAAAACAUAGAUAGCUGCAGCUUGUAUUAUUAAUGUUAAUAAACUUUGAAAGCUCCUGAAAGAGGCAAGCUUUAAAAAAAAUAAGAAAUAAGAUAAAAUCAAUUCCUGAAUUUGGUAAAUAUUCUGAGUAAUUAAAGUACAUAUUUACAUUUGUGUCUUCAUGAAAUAAGACUGUACAGUACACUAUCUCCUGGUAUUUUUCUCACUAUUCUUCAAAUGCUGUUUUUAAAAUAGGAGAAAAAAAGGCCACAAAGACAUCUAUAUAUUUCCUAUUUAUUUUUAAUUUUAAUGAACUUAGGCAAACCUUAUUGCUGAUGAGAUUUCAAAUAAUAAUCUGGUGGUGACGGUCAUUUCCACAUCCUGUGCUGCUACCCAGUACCACCGCAUCUCUGUACAAAUUAUUUCUUCUUUCUCAUGAAGGCUGGUUCAUUUGCUAUGUGUACCAAAAUCUAUUUUUUUCGCACAGUGAAGGAAUGUCAGGUUGCACUAUAGCCUUGUUGUAGCAAUGCAUUGAAUGUCCUGGGUUCAGUCUAACAAGAUGUGAAAGUAACUGGAGCAUCUCCACUGAACUCCCUGGUACAAUUAAUCUGUUUUAAAUAAAGUAUGAAGCUUUGCUCAGUGACUGUCAUUAGGCAAGGUUAGGCCUGAAGGACCACCCUGAAAUGAAUUUAGAAAGAAAGCCUCAACCCUUUGUAAACAACGUGUUGGGAAAGGGGGUUCCUAAACUUCAAUAGGGGCAAAUUUUUGGCUUUCCUUUUAGCUCGGUUUGUGCUUUCACUCAGGGUUUCAGAUUUAAAAUGCUGCAGUGUGCAGACUGCCCACAGUGCCUCUGGCAGAACCGUGGCACAUGAAAUAGGUGUAAAACACGUCUUUGUGUCUGAACGUGGUCAAUAACCAGAUGCAGUGGAACGGGUAAUGAACAGGACGAUCCACCUCCGACUGAAAAUGCUCAGUCAGCAUCCUGUUGUGUUUUAUUUAAGCUUGGUGGUUUCAUUAAGCUUGAUGGUUUCAUUACUACACUGAAACAUAUUUUCUGCCAAUUCUUGAUUAAUCUGUUUGUCUGCAACAGCUGGGGAGGGUGUCUGUAAAACACAAAACAACAUCAUAGAGACAGUGUCAUAAGGUACAGUCCAUUCUAUAAAAGACCAUCACAGAAUACACCGUAGAGACAAAUUUCAGGACAUAACUGCUUCUUGGAAUGAAAAAUGAUGGUGCCAAUGCUUUAUGAAGCUAGGUGGUACAUAUGUGACAGAGCUACAGUCGGUUUAAUUAACCAAAAUCAGACGAACAAUGAGCUCAGGAAGAGCAGAGAGCUUGCAGACCGAAGCAGGAUCCAAACCCUUCUUUUAAAAGAGAUGACUGCCAUGUACCUGAUACCUGCUGCAGCCACCUCCAAGACAGGAGUAACAGGAGAUUUCCACCAUAAGAUCGUGUACUGUACACUUGCUCAUGAGCCUUUACUAUUAAAUGGUUGUUUAGGUUCCAGUUCUCUAUCAGGGAAAGACGUUCUCAUGCAAGCCUAAUUUGAUUUAUAAUGUAUAUUUAAAACAGUGCUUCCUCUUUGUAUGUCUGUUUUGGGUAUAAUCAAAGGAACUUUGAUGUAGAUUUACAAUUGUAAAGAAGCCUUAUAACUGGAAUAGUUUUUUUAUCGUAGCACAGGACCUCUUUGUAAUGUGGGGCAGUUGCACCAAAACCUUGGGUAGAAGUUAAGCUCUACGUUCUGCACAGCUUUGUUUCAUUGGGGUGAUGGCUGCCAAUGCAGCCAAUCUCUUUUGCACCCACACAAAGCUGCUAUUUCAUGAUUAAGAUUUUUUUUUUUUUUAAGUAUGUUGGUUUUCAAGUCAAUUUAUGCAUGCAGAGAUAACUGGAAAGCCAUUAUUUUUGUAUCAGCUUUAAUCUUUAAGUAAGUUCUGAUAACAGCGACAUGCAGGGAACAAGAGAAUUACUCUACAGCUCCUUUGGAGAGAUCAGCAAUUUUCCUUUUUCAGCCUAAUGUACUAAUAAAUUAGCAGAACUGCUUUUAAGCAAUCUUUUGGGAUCCCUUGUGCGAUGAAGCGGCAUGUGAACUCCACAACAGUAUACCUGGAAAUACAUGAAACCUCCCUAAAAGAACUCUUUCGGUAGACGCACUGCUGCUUUUUAGAAAUGCAAAACUAGCAACCAGACAUAGCAUGUGUCCAUUCUGUGUGCUUCUUACUAGCAUUGUAUGAUGAGUCAUCAUUUUUAAUAUUUGCAGUGGCAAAUUAAUUAAGCGCUCAUUAAAUUUAACCAACUUUUUUUUUUAAUGCUGUAAAAUAACCAGUUCAUUUCAUCUUAGUUUAAGUCUUUUUUUUUUUUUCUUUUUCCUUUUUACUGCUGUCAUUUUUUUGUGCU